CCGGGGCGGUGGCGGCAGGCGCUGAGCCGGCGGAGCGCGGAGCGGGCGACGGUGACGGGCGGCGCGAGCCCGCACCCUCCCGCGCUGCGCGCCGCGACACCAUGGAGCCCGCCGUGUCGCUGGCCGUGUGCGCGCUGCUCUUUUUGCUCUGGGUGCGAGUGAAGGGGCUGGAGUUCGUUCUCAUCCACCAGCGCUGGGUGUUCGUGUGCCUCUUCCUGCUGCCGCUCUCGCUCAUCUUCGACAUCUACUACUACGUGCGCGCCUGGGUGGUGUUCAAGCUGAGCAGUGCGCCGCGCCUGCACGAGCAGCGCGUGCGGGACAUCCAGAAACAGGUACGGGAAUGGAAGGAACAGGGCAGUAAGACCUUCAUGUGCACAGGGCGUCCGGGCUGGCUCACUGUCUCACUGCGAGUUGGAAAGUACAAGAAGACUCAUAAGAACAUCAUGAUCAAUCUGAUGGACAUCCUGGAGGUGGACACCAAGAAACAGAUUGUGCGAGUGGAGCCCUUGGUGUCUAUGGGUCAGGUGACAGCUUUGCUGAAUUCCAUUGGCUGGACCCUGCCUGUGUUGCCCGAACUCGAUGACCUCACAGUGGGAGGCCUGAUCAUGGGCACAGGCAUCGAGUCAUCGUCCCACAAGUACGGCCUGUUCCAACACAUCUGCACUGCCUACGAGCUGAUUCUAGCAGAUGGCAGCUUUGUGCGCUGCACACCGUCUGAAAACUCAGACCUGUUCUAUGCCGUACCCUGGUCCUGUGGGACCCUGGGCUUCCUGGUGGCUGCCGAGAUCCGUAUCAUCCCUGCCAAGAAGUAUGUCAAGCUGCGGUUUGAGCCAGUGCGGGGCUUAGAGGCCAUCUGUGAAAAAUUCACCCAGGAGUCCCAGCGGCUGGAGAACCACUUCGUGGAAGGGUUGCUGUACUCUCUAGAUGAGGCUGUCAUUAUGACAGGGGUCAUGACGGAUGACGUGGAGCCCAGCAAGCUGAACAGCAUUGGCAGUUACUACAAGCCGUGGUUCUUCAAGCAUGUGGAGAACUACCUGAAGACAGACCGCGAGGGCCUUGAAUACAUUCCCCUGAGGCACUACUACCACCGACACACGCGCAGCAUCUUCUGGGAGCUCCAGGACAUCAUCCCUUUUGGCAACAACCCCAUCUUCCGCUACCUCUUUGGCUGGAUGGUGCCUCCCAAGAUCUCCCUCUUGAAGCUGACCCAGGGCGAGACUCUGCGCAAGCUGUAUGAACAGCACCAUGUGGUGCAGGACAUGCUGGUGCCCAUGAAAUGCCUGUCUCAGGCCCUGCAUACCUUCCAAAACGACAUCCAUGUCUACCCCAUCUGGCUGUGUCCGUUCAUCCUGCCUAGCCAGCCAGGACUUGUGCAUCCCAAGGGAGAUGAGGCCGAGCUCUACGUGGACAUCGGGGCGUAUGGGGAGCCGCGCGUGAAGCACUUCGAGGCCAGGUCCUGCAUGAGGCAGCUGGAGAAGUUUGUACGGAGUGUGCACGGGUUCCAGAUGUUAUACGCGGAUUGCUAUAUGAACCGUGAGGAAUUCUGGGAGAUGUUCGAUGGCUCCUUGUACCACAAGCUGCGCAAGCAGCUUGGCUGCCAGGAUGCCUUCCCUGAGGUGUAUGACAAGAUCUGCAAGGCUGCGAGGCACUGAGCAGGGCACCUGGGGAGCCAGAUGCAUGGGAAUGGACUUGCUCUCCCUCGCUCCAGCUUCUCUGCUUUCCCAGAUUUCAGAAAGAAACCCCUCCCGAAAUCCCUGAGACGGGCAGCCCAGUGGCCUCCAGGGCAGCUCGGUCAAGUGGAAGCACAUGGGAUUUGGAGUCAGACAGACCUGUGUCCCAGUCCCAGAUCAGCCACUCCUCAGCCGUGUGACUGACUUUGGGCUAGUCACCUGGCCCCUGUGUGCCCCGUGUUUAUCCGUGAAAGGAGG
This is a messenger RNA of Arvicanthis niloticus (Nile rat), 1928 nucleotides long. It is a transcript of the gene Dhcr24, whose product is annotated as 24-dehydrocholesterol reductase. The record is from RefSeq and is a predicted model, not a curated record. Gene Ontology annotation, molecular function: Delta24(24-1) sterol reductase activity; FAD binding. Gene Ontology annotation, biological process: steroid metabolic process. Gene Ontology annotation, cellular component: membrane; cytoplasm. NCBI's taxonomy places the organism in Eukaryota, Metazoa, Chordata, Mammalia, Rodentia, Muridae.